Molecule: messenger RNA, 4433 nt
Organism: Physella acuta
Lineage: Eukaryota; Metazoa; Mollusca; Gastropoda; Physidae
Product: phosphatidylinositol 3-kinase regulatory subunit gamma
Biological process (GO): signal transduction; regulation of GTPase activity
Molecular function (GO): GTPase activator activity
Source: RefSeq, a predicted model, not a curated record
CGCGCAUUGCCAGAAUGGCAGUUUAGGGAGCACGUGACGGGGGCUUUGUGCAUUGACUGUGUUUUAUUCUUAGACCGGAUUGUCGUAUGCUGACAUUUUCAGUGUGAGCCUGAGUUGCACGACUUGUAAUUGUACAGUCAGUGAUCAAACGGUACCCACGACCAAGACAUUAUUUCUGUGACAAUUUGUGAAGUUUGUUGACAAAAAAAAAAACCUAACGAGAGACACAGUGUGUGUGAGUGAUUCACUGGAUUAUCUCAAGGCCGGUGUGAAUGUCCCAUUGAAUGGUUGGAUGUUACCCAAUGGCCGAUCAGUUUGGAUACCCGUGUAACAUUGACGCCCCCGGAGCACCACAAUGUCUUUAUUCCGCUUUUCAGGAGAUGGGUAUCAAAGAUGAGUUCCACCAGAAGGCCAUCCUCGUGUGUAUAGAUGAGCUGUGUGGGCAGCAGACUGAAACGCAACGCUACGCAUCAUCAUUACCUCCCCCUGGACACUGUCUUGUAGAUAUGGAAGCUGCAGCAGGAGACUCUGAGCACAGAUUUGCUGAGUACAAUUUUUCCUCCAUGCAAAGAUGCCAUGUAUGUGACAAGUUCCUAUACGGCCUGGUCCGUCAGGGUCUACAAUGUAGGGAAUGUGGCAUGUGCUGCCACAGGUUCUGCCACGCCCAGAGACCCACAGAGUGCAAUGUACCUGUUCUGGAAAGGUUGCGGCGACCCAGCUUCACCAGUAAUUCUGUAUUUGGAUCUGAGCUGACAGACGAGGUUGAGAAGUCCUGUAUGGAAGCCCCUUGGGUCAUCGUUAAGUGUGUGGAGGAAAUUGAGAAAUGGUGCAAAAUACACAAAUCUGAAGCAUUGAGCAUAUACAGGCUGUCAGCUCGUACAGAAGAAGUGAAUGAAAUUAAAGCUGCUUUUAAUAUGGGUGACCAGGAGCAUGUCAACCUGUCCAGCCAUGACGUCCACUCUAUAGCCGGUGCAUUGAAAAAAUACCUUAGAGAGCUGCCCAACCCGGUGAUACCUGUAGAAAUGUACAGUACUUUUAUUGAAGCUGCCAAAGAAUUAGGUCAAACAUCCGGUGCAGUGUCUGUGAAAUCUGUGGUAGAACUGGUUGAUGAGAUGCCCCCCGCCCACAAGUCCACCCUCACCUAUAUAUUUGCACAUUUUGCUCGCCUGUGGAGGUGGCAGUUUGAGUCUGAUGUUGUUGAUGGCGUGGAGAAAGUCCUACAUGUCUUCUGCCACAUCUUGCUGCGCCCGCCCUGGGAAAGAAUCAUUGAUAUUGUGGACAAUACUAAACUUCACAUAGACAUUCUGGAAGAGCUGCUUCGGAAUGGUAACUGGGGAGAGUUCAUGCCACCAAUUCCAUCCCCAAAUCCAGUAUUACCACCACGUAGCACAAGACCAGUUGAAACCGCUGUCAUGUCGCCCCAGAUGACUGAGCUGAGGGAUGCGGAGUGGUACUGGGGGGACAUCUCCAGGGAGGAGGUCAACGAGAAGUUAAAGGACCAGCCCGAUGGGACCUUCUUGGUCAGAGAUGCCUCCACCCCCGGGGAUUACACCCUCACUCUCAGAAAAGGGGGCAGCAAUAAGCUGAUAAAAAUACUUCACCGAGAUGGCAGGUAUGGCUUUGUGGAGCCCUUGGAGUUCACUUCCGUUGUCAGCUUAAUUAACUGGUACCAAGUCAACUCGUUAGCCAUGUACAAUAACACCCUAGAUACAAGGCUUGUUCAUCCAGUCAGUCGCAACUUGGGCAUGGAUAACCCAGAAAGCUUACAAGACAUUGCCAAAGAGGUGGACACCCUCGUGAGGAUAAACCGCCAGUACCUGGACAAGAGGGCCCACUACGACUCCCUGUACGAGCAGCACUCCAGGCUCUCCCAGGAGAUGCAGCUCAAGCACCAGGCCCUAGAUGCUUUCAAAGAAACCCUAAUUGUCUUUCAAGAGCAGAUGGAUCUCAACAAGCGCUCCCUGUCUGAGACCUCUGGUCAUGAAAUGCAAAAGUUGCAAGAGAACUUGGAGUUGUUGAAAUCUCGAAUGAUGAGAAUAACAGAGAGCAAAAGUGCUUUAGAGGUUGAUUUAGACAGGAGGUCAACAAGAAACAGACUUCUGAUUGGGGAAAUGAACUCCAUCAAGCCAGAGAUCAAAAGGUUAAACAAACAGAGAGAACAGUGGAAGAAGUGGCUGCUGGACCGCGGCAAGAAACAAGACUUCCUGGACAAUUUAUUGGAAGGCAGAAGAGACAACCAAGCGGAACCAGAAUAUUUCCCCCACUAUGAUCAGUGCAACUGGCUGGUGGACUGCCAGAGACAGAGUGCCGAGUUCCAACUGAACGGCAAACCUGACGGCACGUUCCUGAUUCGUCCAAAAUUUGAGGAGGGAGACAUCCAUGUCCUCUCAAUAGUGUGUCGAGGUGUCAUCGGCCAUUGUAAAAUCUACCACUCCGAGUCUGGGUAUGGUUUUGCCGAGCCCUAUCUCAUCUUCCAGUCCUUGAAAGAUCUGGUCCUUCACUACUACAACACAUCACUAGCAGAACACAACAAUGACCUUGACAUUUGCCUGCUCUACCCUGUUCGAUCAUCCUCAAAUGACACUUACCUCCGCCUGCAGGACUUGUAGCAUUGGAUUCUGUACCCAGCGUAUCCAUAGUGACAGUGGAUAGCUUCGGACGCCAUAUCUUAGCAUAUCCAUACUGAUAGUGGAUAGCAUCGGAUGCCAUAACUAGCAUAUCCAUAGCGACAGUGGAUAGUUCUAGGUGUGAUUCUUAGCUCUUCAUCCAUUUGUGCCAGAGUUGUUACUUUCAAAAAAGUGGGAGAAAAUUCCAGAUAUUUCUCCCUACCAUUGGAUUUUAUAACAGAUCGUUCGCACAAGGUAGCUUAAAUCUGCAAGCAACAUGUGGUCAGUGUUCCGAACACACCAAAGCUUUUCCCUCAGAUACUGAAACCGGAAACAGAAACAUUUUCUGCGAGAAACACCGCUCUCUAUAGCUGAAGCUUAGCUUACCGCACAGCAGUGACUAUAUUGUGAUGCCUUAAAGGUUUCAAAUGUGCGCACAAAAACUUAUCGACUGACAUUCAGCCAUGGAUGGGAUUUACUAUAAAAAAAAAGUAUAUAAAAAAAACUUGUGUGCUUUCACAGUUUCAAAGAAAAAUUAUUUUAUAUAUUAGAUAAACAUCAUUGUCAUUUAACAAAGUCUUCUCUGUCUCCCAUCAAUCGUAAGGUAUAACUUUCAUCUUUCAUUUGUACAAAUAAGAAAUUAUAUUUCGGCAUCAGCUGUUUCUUGGAUUACUAAAAUUCUGAGGACUGGUGAAUUCAUAAAGUUAUUGUAUUUUUGUUUGAAAUUUGUCGUUGUUAGUAUAAAAAAAAACUGGAGAUAUUUAGCAUGGCUUGUUGGUUAUGAUGUUGUUUAGCUGGUCAAAGUGAUGGAAUAUGAGGGGAGAAACCAAAGUGAUGAGAGACCCACAUUGAAGACACAGUAUUGCCUUAAUGGAUACACCACAGCUGUCAGUUGGCUUACAGCCCCAAAGAAAAUUUUAUAUUUACAAAUUUUAAACACAAAAAAAAAUAAAGCAAUGUAGUUUACAUGUUGAAACAGAUGUUUAUCUAAUUAGAUUGUAAGUUUGGCUAAACUGUUUCUUACUCUUACAUGUUAAAAAACAAAUCAUGAAUCCGUGUGUACUGGUGACUUUCUGUGUCAACAUCUUCAUGUAUAUCUAGUUGUUUUUUUUUCUCUUAGUUUUGUUACAGUAACCAUGGCUAACUUAAUGUAUAACUAUUUUUUUUUUAUAUUUUAUUGUGGUAAAACUAUAACAGAAACCAUGGUCCCUAUGUUACGUAGAUAUGUAGAGAUUUCUGUGGGCUAACAAAACUGUGCUACAUAUCAGAUGCUGAAUUAUUUUUUUUAACAUUCACUUCAAUGUUUCUGCAUAAUGUUUAUGAAUCUAGGCAGUUAAAAAAAAAUUUAAUUGGCAAAUCAAAGCACCAAAAAAAAAGUAAUUUAAUAAGGAAUUGUUAUUUUAAAUAUAUGUUAGAUUAAUUAUACCCAUUGCAAGGUUUUGUUUUAAAAUGCUACUGUGCCAUUAUUUCUCUCACAGCAGGUCUGUGUUCAAUCAUUUAAAACUUGUAUGCCUAGCUCUGUUGUGUUACUUCAGGUUGUUGGACUUUGUUGCUGAUUGUAGUAGUAUACAUCAAUUAUAUGUUAGGUUACUUUGUUGAUGUUCUGUAUGUUCUGGGCUGAUAUGUUGAUUUCUAUAAUUGCUUGCUAAAGGUAGAUUCUAUUGUUGUAAUAUCUAUUUAGUUAGUUCCUUAACACAUUUUUAGUUUUUUUUUUUUUUUUCUUGAAUUAAAUUUAAAAACUAUGAUUUCAUCACUUACAGAUAAAAUAACUUUCAUUAUAAAUUGUAUUCAGUUUUGUUAAAUUUUUAAAAUUGGAUUUCAUUUGCU